Musa acuminata subsp. malaccensis (wild Malaysian banana) is the source of this 2034-nucleotide messenger RNA. The record is from RefSeq and is a predicted model, not a curated record. NCBI's taxonomy places the organism in Eukaryota, Viridiplantae, Streptophyta, Magnoliopsida, Zingiberales, Musaceae.
UUUCCAUAGUAUCUUUUUAUGUAUUUCAAUGUCAUUUGUGCAAAUAUGUUUUUUGUUUACAAAUUAAUUAAUGUGACAAAAAAUUGUAGCGUAAGGAGAUGGGUGGAAAUGGUAGCCAAACCAGAGGCGAAGAAGCUGCUGAUGCUAGCAAGGUAUCUGAUCAAUCAGCUGAAAGGAAAAAAAGUUUGGUGGACUGGAUGAACUUGAUUAAACCUGCUAAUGAGGAGAAAGAUCACUGGGUUCCGGAUGAAGUUGUUAGCAAAUGCACAUCAUGUGGAUCAGAUUUUGGAGCUUUCAAUCACAGGCAUCAUUGCAGGAAUUGUGGCGAUAUUUUCUGCGACAAGUGCACAAAGGGUAGAAUUGCUCUCACUGCAGAAGAAAAUGCUCAGCAAGUCCGAGUUUGUGAUAGAUGCAUGGCAGAAGUUUCUCAAAGGUUAAGCAAUGCAAAAGAAGCUGUCAGCAAACCUACCGGUCUGCAAAGUCAUGAAGAUCUUGCACGAAGGCUUCAGGAGGAAUUGAACAAGAAUCGUUCAAAUUCUGAUGAGUCUUGGAAGCCAAUGAGGGAAGUAGCAUGUCCCAUCUGCACAGUCCACCUUCAGGUGCAAGUUCCUGCCUCAGGCUCCCAAACAAUCGAAUGUGGUGUCUGUCAACACCCUUUCUUAGUUGAUGCAGGUCGAGUCAACCACAGCCCCACAUCGAGUCAAUAAACCGUGGCCGGUUUCAGGUUACAGCAAGAAAUCCAUGCCCGGUGCUUUUCAGACAUGUAUUAUGGUUCAUCAUCAUAAGUCUGAAUGUACUGGAUCAAUCAGCAGAGUUAAUGGACAACCUUCAGAGGUUUCACGGAAACAAGGACUUCAUUGGGGAAGUUCUUUCUUUCCUUUCUCGGCCUUACCCUCGGUCAAAUGCAAUCAGAUUAUGCAAGGUAGAAAUGGCUGCCACGGUAAGAGGCUUUGGUUACUACAAAAUUUUGGGAAUUCAAAUGUAUGCAGCUGUCUCUCCCUGUGCAGUAAGAUUUUUUUCCUAUUAUUGAAGUCCUUGGUGCUUAUUUGCUACCUCCACCUUUCUGCACAACAAAAAUGGUCUACAGAUUGGAGGAACGCCAUUGUGGACCUUCUAUAUUGGUUUGGUAUGAAGCCCCCAUUCAGCACAUAGGCUGGUCUUUCCAUGCUAGUUGGUAGAUAUCAUGUGUCAAGGUUGGCAACCUUCUUUCCAAAAUCUUUGCAUCAAAAUGCAAGUGCAGCCAAAAGAAAGAGUAGGGAUGUCUCCUCUAAUGCUGUGUUACCUUUGCUUGGAAUUGGUGUUCCAAAAUCAUUGCCAAUAGGUUUUGUGUCCUUUUCUUAUAUUUGUGGCAUUUCUCUACUAUAUUAUCAGUUUUGUGUAUUCUUUGCAUGAGAUAAAGAUACUUAUGUAGGUCAUUAGAAUCCAAAAACAAAGCAAAAAAAUCCUGGAUCCUUUUCUUAUAUACAUGUGUUCUGUUGCAUCUUUUUGGUGUGUCCUUGCAUGUGAUAACAUAUGGUUCUAUAGUUUAUUAUACUCUAAAACAAUUAAGUGCUACUUAUGAUUAUGGAUAUAUAUGAUUAUAUUUUAGGAUUAUUUAGAUACUGCAGAAUUCAGAUCAUAUCUACAACCUCCUAAAGUACAAAUGGAAGUUAUCUUAACGAAUUACAUUUUCAUAUUCUGGAAUGUACAUUUCUGCAUGCAUAGACCUUAAGAUAUCGACUUAAUCCAGUUUGGUACAGUAUAAUAUUUUUUCAUGAUUGUAUUAUGCUUCAAUCUAUUGAUCACAAUAACUUAAAUAACAUUCUUUUGAUCGAUGUACUUCAGGAUGCAGAGAUUGUUUGGAACAUGCCAAAUACAACACUAGCAAUGAUGUGGAGUAUCUGAAAACAUAAAAAUAUUUGUGAGGCAGUUGCUCUACAAUCCUAGACUUCUAUCUGCAUAUCCCGCAGCUUUUGUUGAAGCAAAGCUCUGUCAAGUUGAACAACAGCGUGAGCUGAAUUAGCAGAUUCAAAAACAGCCCUGAAACUUUAUGUU